UGUUCCCCCCCCUCAUGCUGUAACACAUCUGGAUACCAGGGCCUGGGGCUCUGGUCUGUGAUGUUUGAGACAGUCGGAAUUGGAAUCCUUUUGCUGGGGGCCUGUGGUUCCUGUGAGGAUACGGCGGCUGAUGACGUAGGUGUGCACAUGAUGGGUCGCAUAUCAGAGCUCCUUUCCCCGGAGGAAUGUCAUGACUUCUAUGUUCAGAUCACCGGCCCAGAGGAGAACGUGGAGGAGGAGCUGGAGAGGCUCUCCGAGGCUAAGAACCCAAUCCGCUCUCGCCACCGGCGAGACAUCAUCAGCACAGAGCAAUGCAAAGAGGUCCUGACCCAGUGGCUCGAAGCAGAAGGAGAUACAGUGUACUGGGACCGUCUUUCCCGAGCUCUCCGACACAUCAGGCGCCCGGACAUCUCCCAGGAGCUGGGCAAGAACUUGAACCAGGACAAGAACCUUGAGCUACAGAGGAACGUGGAAGAGUAUCACAAAGUGGUGGCACAUCUGACCUCCUCGCUGCUGCUGGAAGAGGAUGAGAAAUAUGGAGAGACAAACCAGCACAGCAGAGAGCGGCGGGCGGAUGGGAAAUCCCCCAGGGGGAGUGGGUUGAUGCAGGAAGACUGGGAUGACAUGGACCUCAUCAUUGAAAGGAAACCACUCCCUCCGUACAACAGGAGCCUCUUCGAGUGGGUCAGCCCAGUGGCUUCCGGCUUCAUUGGAGGGUUUUUAGCUUCUUUUGUCCUCAUGGCUCUUGCUAUUUACUCCUGUUUCUGGACCCUCAACCAAGGCUCUAUGGAGAUUUCCCAUUGUUACCCAGGGUCCCAGCCUGAGCCUACGGCUCACAAAUCCUUGUUUGAGUAUGACCUUAACUAUGGCUUGAUCUUAGAUGAAGACUUCACGGACAGUCUGGAUGGGGAUUCUUCCGAUGACACCAGCUGUGAAGGAGAGCCUUAAUUUGCAUGUGAAACUUUUCCAUCCACAGUUCCAUGAGGCACAGCCAAUAAAAUGCUCCUUGUUUAUGGAAUUGAGCCAGGAGGGUGGGUUGAUAGAUAUGUAAAAGUGUGCAAUGGAUAGAGAUUGCAAAAGCUUUAGACUUCAAAGCAUGCUUCCCCUUUUGUCUUUUAAGACCUUCCAAAGUCUUAAAUCUUCUGUAGAGCAUGAACCAGCUUCUGGCUAACUACUGGGG
This is a messenger RNA of Pelodiscus sinensis (Chinese soft-shelled turtle), 1180 nucleotides long. It is a transcript of the gene TMDD1, whose product is annotated as transmembrane and death domain 1. NCBI's taxonomy places the organism in Eukaryota, Metazoa, Chordata, Testudines, Trionychidae. The record is from RefSeq and is a predicted model, not a curated record. Gene Ontology annotation, molecular function: protein binding. Gene Ontology annotation, biological process: signal transduction.